This is a messenger RNA of Castor canadensis (American beaver), 557 nucleotides long. The record is from RefSeq and is a predicted model, not a curated record. NCBI's taxonomy places the organism in Eukaryota, Metazoa, Chordata, Mammalia, Rodentia, Castoridae.
AUGCACAUCUCUGAUUUGAGACAGUUGGAUAAAAGGAGGGAUGUGUCAUUUUUAUGUGUGAUGAACACUUCUUUUUACCGUCUGUGCUUGCAGGUGGUUUGAAGUGUCCUGUUUGCAGCUUUGUGUAUGGCACCAAAUGGGAGUUCAACAGGCACCUGAAGAAUAAACAUGGCUUGAAGGUGGUGGAAAUUGAUGGAGACCCCAAGUGGGAGCCAGCAACAGAGACAUCUGAGGAUCCCCCCACCCAGUAUCUCCAUAUUGCUGAGGCUGAAGAAGAUGUUCAGGGGACACAGGCAGCUGUGGCAGCACUUCAAGACCUGAGAUACACCUCUGAGAAUGGUGACCGGCUUGAUCCCACAGCUGUGAACAUCCUGCAGCAGAUCAUUGGGCUGGGUGGGGAGACCCACGAUGCCACUGCUGUUGCCUCAGUGGUUGCCAUGGCACCCGGUACGGUGACUGUGGUAAAACAGGUAAGGACCCUGUGCUAUAAAAUAUCUAUCUCUCCAGCUGCCACACACCUGCUUCUUUCCCUCCCCCACUGGUUUUCAGGGCUUUAA